Branchiostoma belcheri (Belcher's lancelet) is the source of this 3834-nucleotide messenger RNA. RefSeq names its product DNA repair protein complementing XP-C cells-like. The transcript has 9 exons. Gene Ontology annotation, biological process: nucleotide-excision repair; mismatch repair. The coding region runs from base 92 to 3193 and encodes 1033 amino acids. Gene Ontology annotation, molecular function: single-stranded DNA binding; damaged DNA binding. The record is from RefSeq and is a predicted model, not a curated record. Gene Ontology annotation, cellular component: XPC complex; nucleotide-excision repair factor 2 complex; nucleus. Lineage: Eukaryota; Metazoa; Chordata; Leptocardii; Amphioxiformes; Branchiostomatidae.
ACUGAGGUCCAGGUUACAAAACAGCCACAUGUGUAACAUAUCUAGAGUAGAUCGAUUGUGAGAAUUAUCCUAUAUCUAUCUCUUUGAGAUAAUGGGGAGGCAAAGGAGAUCAAUAAGGGGAACAGCUGCGAAUGGAGGCGGGAAGUCUGCUGGCCAGCCGAACAGUGGCCCCGCCGAGUCAGAACCAAAGUCACCAUCAGCUGAUCACAAGUUGGGGGUGAAGAGAGCGUCAGCUGAAGCCGGGCCAACAAACAAGAGAAACAGAUCUAGAAGGGUUCCAGUUGUUGUAUUGGAAAACUUGCAAGAAUCUGAAUUAGGACAUCUUGGCAGCAAGAAAUCCAACAAGAGCAAGAAACAAGCUGAAGCUAAUGAUGACAAACCUAGAAAUGGAAGAUCAGUGAAGACUUUGACGAACAGUUCAGAGGUUGAAAAAUGUGUGUCAGGAAAAGGCCAGGGAAGAAAGAGACCCCCAGCAAAGUCUUCCAGUGGGGCAUCUACACAGGUAGACAACGGGGACAGACAGGGAAAAGAAGAAUCAAUCAGUAUGAGGAAAGGACCAAGAAGGAAGAGGACACAUGUAGGUGGUCAUGAAAAGGACUGGUUCGGAGAAGAGGACAGUGACUUUGAUGAUGGUGGACGUACAAAUUUAAUGGUCAAAAAGAUGAAAACAAAAGAAGAACCAGUUGAAGUUAGUACUAGUAUACAUGAUAAAGAAGAAGUGGAAGACAAGGCCAGUAGUAGUGAGGCAGAGUUGCCUGAUGCACCCAAGAAGCCAUCGAGACUUACUGAGCCUCAAGACUCCUCAGACAGCGAGUUGGAAUGGGAGGAUGUAGAGGAGAUCCACACAGCCAAGAGUCCAGAGAAGAAACUCCAGGACAUCAGCAUCGAGCUACCCCAGGAUGCCAUCCCUGGGCUGUCCAGGAACAAGAAGAGAAAGCAGUUUGAUUGGAACGGCUACAUCAAACGAGAAAUCCGAAGGAUAACCAAGGAGCAGAGAGAGAGCCUCCACAAGGCACAUCUGUUAUCACUGCUGGCCUGUGUGCUGUACAGGAGUAGGGUCUGUAACGACACAGACUUGGCAGGUAUGGCUUUGUCCUUGACACCCCCAGAAAUUCUGCGCCAAAGAAGGUGGGAUUUGGCCUUCUUGAGCAAAGUGGUCAGGUGGUUCCAGUCCAAAUUCCCCUUGAUUGUAGAUGAGGAGGAAUCAGAAGACGACAGUAGCUGUACGUCAGUAACACUUGGCAGGAGACUAGAGGAAGGGAAGGUGAGGUCAGCAGGUGAGCUGGUCUGGCUGUUUGUGGUGCUGCUGAGGAUGUUACAGGUGGACACCAGACUGGUCAGCUCCUUACAGCCCAUCCCUCUGAAGGAGCCAUCCCCAUCAAAGUCUAAACAGAAGAUGUCACCAGGACAAAAGAAGCCACAAAAGUCUGCAACAACAAAGUCUAGAGCAGCCACUUCAAAAACUCAAGCUUCGAAGUCAGCUAAGAAGACUCGGACUGUAAAACAGGCCAAGCCAGGUAAAAGAGGAAAGACGGCAAAACUUUCAGAUGAGUCCAGCACAGAAAGUUCAUCCGUUAAAAUGUCUGAUCAAUCUUCAAGUAGACAUCAGAAAACAAAGAAUUCAAGGCCGAGGAGACAUGCAUCCAAGACAAAGCCUAUUGUAGAAGCCUCAGAAUCUGACGAGGAAGAGAGCUGUCACUCUGACUAUGUGCCUGAAUUCAGUACAGACAUGAAUUACUCCUCAUCGAGGGAGUCAGAAAGGGAAGUUGAAGAGAUAAACAUUUCAGACGACAGUGAUUUAGAAAUUGUUGACGUAUCAAAACUCAGGAUUAAACAGAAAUCAGGCAAACAGAAUCUGCCGCCCAGCAGGAAGAUUAUCUCUGAUGAUGACUCGGAUGAAAGUGUAGUAGAAGUGGGGAGUAAAAAUGCAGUGGCUAUGAGUGGUGAGUGGGUGGAAGUCUACCUUGUAGAAGAGGAAAGAUGGGUGACGGUGGAUGUGGUCAGCGGACUGGUGGACCGGCCAGAGCUGCUGGAACAGCAGCAGAACCAACCAAUGGUGUACGUCGUUGGGGUUGACACGGAAGGCAGCGUAAAGGACGUUACCAAACGAUAUGCAGCGGGAUGGAUGACGUCAACGCGACUGCUGAGGGAGGAUCGGCACGGUACAUGGUGGACCGACACACUCCGACUAUACUCAUCAUCUGACAAGGACAGGAGCAAGAAGGAAGACAUUGAGCUGCACAGCAAACUUCUGCAGAAGCCUCUUCCUACCACCAUCAGAGACUUUAAGGACCAUCCUUUAUACAUGCUCCGACGGCACCUGCUGAAGUAUGAAGCCAUCUACCCAGAGACUGCAGCUGUGUUGGGCUAUUGCAAGGGGGAGCCUGUCUACGCAAGGGAGUGUGUUCACCAGCUGCACACCAGGGACAAGUGGCUCCAGGAGGCCCGCGUGGUCCGACCUGGGGAGGUACCGUACAAGAUGGUCAAACACAACAGGCCAGACAUGGUCAAGAAGAAGAUGGAACGCAAAGGAAUUUUUACAACUGGACACGAGGAGGAACCAACUGUAGCUCUGUUUGGAAGAUGGCAAACUGAGGACUACAUGCCCCCUCUGGCUGUGGACGGUAAGGUUCCCAGGAAUGACUAUGGCAACGUGGACCUGUACCUUCCCAGCAUGCUUCCUCAGGGCACUGUGCACCUUCAGAUCCCAGGUCUGGAGCGUGUUGCGAGGAAGCUGGACAUUGACUGUGCCCCAGCUGUGGUUGGGUUUGACUUCCACAGUGGCUGGUCACAUCCUGUGAAAGAUGGCUUCAUCGUCUGUGAGGAGCACAAGGAGGUAUUGUUAGCAGCAUGGGAAGAAGACAGACAGAACAGAGAGCAGAAAGUGAAGGACAAACGAGAAAAGAGGGCUCUGGACAACUGGAGAAAGUUAACAAAGGCCCUGCUGAUCAGUCAGCGUUUAAAGAGAAGAUACCAGAUCCAGAAUGAGUCCAAAGACAAAUCAUCCCUGGAAGGGGAGGAUAUAGAUGACGAGGACAACUUUGAUGAGACUUCAGACCGGGCUGUAGAUGUAGAGCAGUCCUGGCCAAGGAAAGACUUUAGUCAGGAGGCUUCCAGUUCUAAAACCAGUCAGGCCAGAGCAAAGAAGAAACAGAAGGAAGAUGCUCAUUUAUUCCCAUUUGAGAAGAUAUAAGUUGGCUCAAGGCUGUUCAAUAUCAAUAUCAAUUCCAGGCUUGAUAGGAAAUUUCAACCAUAUGAAAAUAAUACAGUUUUUCAUUUACCAAGAUGAUGAUGAUGAUAACUAUAGAGAUGCACAAUGUACAUUGUUUUAAGUCUACUACAGACAAGAUGAAAUCAUACUUUGAUUCCAUCUCACCCAUAUGUACAGCCUCUGAACAUCACACGCAAAAUCAUGAUAGUCAGUGUAACAUGUUACUGGAAUAUAUACGUUUUCUAAAGCUCUUCAUUGUCAUUUUAAACCUUAUUUUACAGUAAACUGUUGAAGAUAAGAAUGCAAGAUUUGAUGUCAGAACCCGUACAUUAAAAUUGGAAAGCUUGUGUAUUGCAGAGGUACUGUAUUGUGUGUUUGUCAUGUGCGUCAGUCACUCAGUGUGUUGUGUGUGUGUGUGAGACCGAUCCUGACCGUCCGGCAUAAUUAUCAGUUCAAACAUUUCUACCUCCAUGGUUCAACCAUUCUGAUGUAAUGACAGAAAGAGCAUUAAACUUUACAUACAUGAUAUUGAGAUAGAAGGUUGUAUUUGUAACAUUGGUACAUCUGUUUGAAAUCCAGUAAGUGAAAUUCAAACUCAAAGGAAACAGAAGCUAACCUCAGAG